Brugia malayi is the source of this 543-nucleotide messenger RNA. RefSeq lists its product as uncharacterized. The record is from RefSeq and is a predicted model, not a curated record. The transcript has 5 exons. NCBI's taxonomy places the organism in Eukaryota, Metazoa, Nematoda, Chromadorea, Rhabditida, Onchocercidae. The coding region runs from base 1 to 543 and encodes 180 amino acids.
AUGUCAAUCGUCCUGAUUGCGCUCUUUCUUGUUGCUGUAUCAAAGAAUCUUCUUGCCACCUGUCAACUCAUUUGCACCAAUGAAUCUUCUGGCUUGAAUGAGAAAAGAAUAUGCUUUGAUCUCAACAAAGGUCGCUUUGUUGAUCCGAAAAUUGGCCGAAAUUCGAUUUAUGAUAUGGAAGUCAGCCUUAAACGACAAGAAAUCUCACUAGGCCGAACUCGGAGAAAACCACGAGCAUGCCGUGGCUAUAAUUUUUAUCGCCGCUGCCAAAAGAAGUAUGCAACACAUUUAGGAAGGUUGGAGUGUCGAUACGCUAGAUGUUCCGUUUGCAUUACGGAACACUUACAUCCUGGUUGCCCCUUCUGUCACGCCGAUAAAUCGGUAUUUUGUCCAGCCGUCGAAACAUGUUCUUGUCCUUGGAAAGCUGGCUAUGGUAUCUGGGAUUCCUGUAGGAGGCAGAUCAAUAGUCGUUGCUACGAUAUUAACGCGACAAAAUCAAAAAAGAGCAAAACGAAACAUCUGAAAAAAAAUCGCUUCAGUUGA